UUUUUUAAUCGAAGAAUGGAGUUAUACUCUUUGUAUGCGAGCAAGCGGUUCAACGGUAAGCGGAAUUCUACCGAGAGCAAACAUGUCUGAACGGGUCCGAGGCGCUCAGCGAGCCAAUGCUCUCGCCGCUGAGUCACCCCACCACCACUACUCAAGAGCAUCCGCGCCGCUAGCUGACGUCACAACGUAUCACAUCCGGUUUAAAUUUGAUACUUGAUUUCAGGAUGAAAAGAGACCCCAAACGCUCUGUUGGUAAAUGCAGGAAACGUUAUUAACUGAUGUAGGAAUCACUGAUUUCAGGUUGAAAACAGACAUAGAGCUCUCUAUCCAUCUCUGUCGGUACAUGUAGGAGACAUAAUCGACUGAUCGACUGAAAAACACGCGCAGCGAGUUUCAAAAUAUCAAAAUGCAAGUAUAUAAAAUAUAGAAGAGAAACUGAACAAGACGAAGAUCCUGCGAAAUGCUUCGUUUCACAACUGUAUAUGCUAGCUAAAGAACUUGCCAACAUGUACGAGAAUCCAGUGUCAAUGAAGGAUGUGGAUGAGAGAUCGUUUGAUUCUGCUACAACUUGUCACAUCUGUGAAGGACUGUUCAACGAGAAGGAUGUCAAAGUCCGAGAUCAUUGUCACCUUACGGGACUGUAAGUUAUUUAUUAUUAUGAUUAUUAUUAUUCUUUAUCUAAUAACUAUUCUACUUUUCCAGAUAUCGUGGAGCGGCUCAUAACAGUUGUAAUCUCAACUAUAAGGACUCGAGAACUAUUCCAGUUGUAUUCCACAACCUGAGCGGAUAUGAUUCGCACUUGUUCAUAAAGGAGCUUGCUAAUAACUUCAAGGGACGAGUCUCUAUUAUACCGCGAAAUAAAGAGAAGUACAUCUCCUUCACCAAGCAUAUUGAUGGAAUCGAAAUCAAUUUCAAGUUUAUUGAUUGGAAAUAGUCGAUAAAGAGUUCAAGAAGAAGUUUAUCAAUGUUCAGAUUGAUUUGCUUAGGAGGAAAGGCGUGUUACCCUAUGAUCACAUCAAUGAUAGCGAUAUAUCAGACGAGGACUACAACCAUGCUCAAAUUAUCUAGAAUGCUUUCAACAUCAAAACUCUUGGCCAGUACUCAAAACUCUAUCUGAAGACUGACGUACUUCUCCUCGCCAAUGUGUUUGAAGACUUCAGAUCCAAGUGUCUCCAUACCUAUGAGCUAGAUCCUGCUCAUUACUAUACCACCCCCGGAUUUACAUGGGAUGCCAUGUUAAAGUAUACUGGCAUCAAGCUCCAGCUGUUAACUGACAUAGACAUGCUGCUAUGAUAUCAACAACCUAUACGGAUGGUAAGUUCAUAUUGAAAUAAUGAUAUACUAAUAAAUCCUAUAUUUCUAGGGCCAUGACACAAUUCCUGCCAUGUGAUGGCUUCAAGUGGGUAGAAGACCUGAAUUGUGACUUCUUCAAUGUUCCCGAUGAUGCUUCUGUAGGAUACAUCUUGGAAGUAGAUCUGGAGUAUCCAGAAAGUCUCCAUGAUGCUCACAAGGACUUUCGACUCUGUCCAGAGCAUGCUGCACCUCCAGGCUCAAACCAAGAAAAGCUGCUAACCCCUCUAAAUAGUAAGGAGCGGUAUGUCCUGCAUUACGUCGCUCUCAAGCACGGGCUUCGAUUGAAGCAUAUCUAUCGCGCACUCCAGUUCAACCAGAAGCCAUGGUUGAAGCCAUACAUUGACCUGAACAGCGAGAUGAGGAAGAAUGCGAAGAAUGAGUUCGAGAAGAUGCUCUUCAAACUCUUCAACAACGCAGUGUAUGGUAAGACCAUGGAAAAUGAGCGCAAGAGAGUCGACGUGAUGCUGGUAAACAAGUGGGAAGGUCGCUACGGCUGUGAGGCAUACAUUGCUCAGCCCAACUUCCACAGCUGUGCGAUUUUCGACGAGAAUCUCGUGGCCGUCCAGCUUGCCCGAACCGAGAUCUCAGUCCGCAAGCCGAUCUACAUCGGAUUGACAGUACUGGACUUGUCAAAGAGUCUUGUUUACCGCUUCCCCUAUGAGUACAUGCAGAAACGGGUGGGAGAGAAGGCCAAGCUCCUCUACACAGACACAGACAGUCUCAUCUAUGAAGUAAGCGUUGUAGAUAUGUACGCUGUGAUGAAGACUGAUCUUCAUGAGUUUGUUGGCUUCCGUAGCGAGAUGUACUCCGUUAAGGUACAAGGACAGCAACCUAUCAAGAAGACAAAGGGUGUGAAGCCGUCAGUCGUCAAGUCAACCAUUGAGUUUGACGACUACAUCCAUUGUCUUUGAGAGAAGGCAACGAUCUCCCGACAACAAAAGAACAUCCGCAGCCGCCUCCACGUUAUCAGGACCGAGAAGGAGCAUAAGAUCGUUCUGAGUUCACUUGACGAUAAGCGAUACCUCAUCCCCGGUCAGACGGAUACUCUACCGUGGGGUCAUCACAUGAUUGGUGGAUAUCAGCUUAUCGAGGAAGAUGAGCCAUCUGCGAAGAGAGUCAGAUUACAUUAGAUCACAGCUCUACUGCGCAGACUCCCUGCCGAACAAUCCGAUGUGUGAGCCGCCGUCACCGCUGGUAGUAGUGGUGGGGAAGACUAUACUUAAGGAAGCCCAACGCUCUCGAAAUCAUUCUCGAUCAACGAGCUAAAGAGGAAACACCUCAAAGAUGGACGCUAUCAACAAGAUUGCCAGCGGAGGAUUCCUUCCCACGAAGAAGAUGUCUGAGCUACAGACCGGACAGAAGCGUAUGGUGACAUCUCUACGUCCAGUCAAAACCAGAUAUGGACUGAGAAUUUUGGCUACUCUAGACGAUGAUUGUCAGGUGUUACUCCCUUCCCGUGUAUCAGCUGCAUUGGAGAAGGACAAAGAGACCUUUGAGAGUAUGUCUAGUCAAGCCAAGGAGAUGAAGCUGUCCCUGACCUCAAAAGGCGAAAAUAACAUUGAAUUUUGUAUUGUCUAAAUGUUAACCAUUGUAAAUAAUUGUUUGAAUAAAUAAAGGAAGUUAAUGGAGAGAUAGUUAACUAUGGUUGUAUCUCA
Nasonia vitripennis (jewel wasp) is the source of this 3008-nucleotide messenger RNA. RefSeq lists its product as uncharacterized. The record is from RefSeq and is a predicted model, not a curated record. Gene Ontology annotation, molecular function: nucleotide binding; DNA-directed DNA polymerase activity; DNA binding. The transcript is spliced from 2 exons. NCBI's taxonomy places the organism in Eukaryota, Metazoa, Arthropoda, Insecta, Hymenoptera, Pteromalidae. Gene Ontology annotation, biological process: DNA replication. The coding region runs from base 1368 to 2264 and encodes 298 amino acids.